Molecule: messenger RNA, 2449 nt
Organism: Drosophila virilis
Lineage: Eukaryota; Metazoa; Arthropoda; Insecta; Diptera; Drosophilidae
Gene: mr
Product: anaphase promoting complex subunit morula
Biological process (GO): protein K11-linked ubiquitination; ubiquitin-dependent protein catabolic process; metaphase/anaphase transition of mitotic cell cycle
Cellular component (GO): anaphase-promoting complex
Molecular function (GO): ubiquitin protein ligase binding
Source: RefSeq, a predicted model, not a curated record
ACCGGUUCAAUACAUCUUUAAUAAGUAGGAAUGUAUUAACACAGAAAGAUGUGCGAUUUAAAUGAGUUGUGGUUAAAUGUACUAAAAAUAUUUCCGAUAUUAGGCGGAGAGGUUACUUUUCCGCCUGAUCCUAUUAAAGAUGAAGUCUUUGAAAAUGUUUACCGGCAAAUGUCAAACAUGGGCAUUGCCAAAACAAUAACAUCUAUAUUGGACAUGGAAGUUGAGUCUGCAAUUCGUAAUGUGCUUGUUCCCAAGUUUUGGAAACACUUUAUUUCUGAAGGAGAACCACAUAAGGUCAAGCAUGACAUGAACAUUGCAGCUUUUACUGAUACAAAUGCAUUGUUCUUCACAUUUAUCUAUGCAAUUGAUGAACUAUAUGAUGCCUAUCAAUGCCUUGAGAUGAUAAAACCCAGAUUGUUCUAUCUUAAUCAAAGCGCAAACUCAACCUCAAAUUUGAACACAAAGAUUACCUUGCAUAAUGCACUGCUAGCGCAAUUGCCGCCAUCGUUUAAUAACUUUGUUUGUGACUUUUACUGCGUACAUUUUCGGCUUUUUACCAAGGACUCAACUUUAUCCUUGAAUACACUUGAUUCUGAAGUAUUCACGGAACUUCCUUGUUCUGGCUGUAACGUUGAUCUCGAUCAAUGCUGCUGCCAAAAGCUUACAGAAAUGGUGAACGCAACAAAUAUGAAAUUAUUGAAGAUGGGGUUGAUUGACCGCUUGGCAGGAAGCGCUUUGACAGCUUUAAUUAAGGUGAAGAUUAAGGAACAUAUUAACGACACCUGCGUUGGAAUUUUUGAUAGAAGCCAUCUUAAACAACUUGAAACGUGGAUUAACGAUGUUGUAAUGAUAUGGCUAACAAGCAUUUUCACAGAAUGGAAAUCAAGGGACGAUAUAUCUCAAGAGAAAAUUCCCAAAUCGGUUCAAGCAUUUAAGGUUAAACUAACAUAUUUCAUGUAUGAAACUUUUGCUCAAAAUGUGAUAAGUCAAUUUUUCAGCAUAAUAAUCGAUUACCCAGAUUCUUCGCCUGCCAUAGACGAUUUAAAGAUUUGCAUGGAGAAAAUAGAUAUGCGAGUUUACUUAACCGAAUCAUUAAGAAGUUCGCUAGAGGCACGAAUUCUGCAUCCCGGUGUCAACACUAUGGACAUAUUGACAGGGUACGUUGCUGCAAUUAAAGCCAUUCGUCAUCUAGAUAACACUGGAGUGAUAUUAGAAAUAGUUACGGCUCCAAUAAAGGAUUACUUACGAAAACGCACCGAUACAGUAAGGCGAGUUGUCACUGGUCUGACUGAAGAAGGACCAACGGAUCUGUCUGAAGAGUUGGCUAAAGGAGAAUUUAUAAAGUUUGGCAAAGAUUCUCAUUUAAAUGAAUUUAGCGAUUGGGAAACUUGGGAACCGGAUCCUUUUGGAAUCGAUCCGGAUGUCUUGAAGUUAAACAGUUCAAAACUAAUUCGAUCAGCCGAUAUUAUAUCAAUGGUGGUAGAUAUUUAUGGAAGUAAAGAAUUAUUUAUGGUCGAAUAUCGCAAUUUGAUGGCCGAUAGGUUAUUGUCACAGCUUGACUUUAAUUCAGAAAAGGAAAUUCGAAAUCUUGAACUCUUAAAGAUAAGAUUUGGUGAAUCACUUUUACAUAGUUGUGAAGUAAUGCUAAAAGAUGUUACAGAUUCAAAGCGCAUCAAUUCUCACAUCCAUGGUGACGGCAAUUGUGAUGAAAGUCCAUUAUUUAACAUUUCGUCACUAAUAAUUUCGGCUCAAUUUUGGCCGUCAUUUAACAAGGAGAGUUUACAAUUACCCGAGGAACUCGAAAAUGAAUUUAAGAAAUUCACGAAAGCUUAUGAGUCUUAUAAAGGAAACCGCACACUCAAUUGGCGCACAGUGACCGGACGUGUAAACAUUGUCAUCGAAAUAGGCGAAAGAAUAUUGGAAAUGACGGUGCCACCAACGCAGGCUGUAAUUAUUUACCAUUUCCAGCAUAAAAGUGAAUGGAGUAUUGAAGAACUCAGUAGCCUCAUAAAAGUGCCCCCAUCCGCACUUAGGCGACGAAUAAGUUUUUGGCAAAAUCAUGGACUGAUUGCAGAGAUAGAACCUGGCAUUUUUGCACUUUUGGAGAAGGAAUCUGAAAAGACACAGUUCGAAGAGGUUAGCAUUACAGAUGCCGACGAAGAGGACUUGGAAUCGGCGAUGGCCUCUGCUAGUGAUCAAAGGGAAGAAGAGCUUCAAGUUUUCUGGUCUUAUAUUGUUGGCAUGCUCACAAACCUGGAUUGUAUGCCGAUUGAUCGUAUUCAUCAAAUGCUUAAACUGUUCGCUUCGCACAGUGGAGGAGUGGAAUUUACCCAGGAAGAACUAAAACAUUUUUUACAAAGGAAAGUUCGCGAGCAUAAACUUUUAUUUUCUGGUGGUGUUUAUCAAUUGGCUAAAUAAAAUAAGCUUAUUUGCUGAAUACUAAAUAAUA